Messenger RNA from Alligator sinensis (Chinese alligator), 1637 nucleotides. It is a transcript of the gene FGG, whose product is annotated as fibrinogen gamma chain. Gene Ontology annotation, molecular function: signaling receptor binding. The transcript is spliced from 10 exons. The coding region runs from base 100 to 1395 and encodes 431 amino acids. Lineage: Eukaryota; Metazoa; Chordata; Crocodylia; Alligatoridae. Gene Ontology annotation, cellular component: fibrinogen complex. Gene Ontology annotation, biological process: protein polymerization; platelet activation; blood coagulation. The record is from RefSeq and is a predicted model, not a curated record.
UAAAGCUGGCUGUCUCAGUCUUACCCUGUGCACAGGGAUAGAGUCCCUUCAGCCACUGGCUACACAAACCAGCGGGGAGCACACAUUAGUAUAGGCAUAAUGGGACUGACGUUGCACAACUGGGCUACUGUGCCUCUCCUGUCCUUACUCUUUUCCUCUUGCACAGGAUAUCCGCCUUCCAAAGAUAAUUGCUGCAUCUUAGAUGAACGAUUUGGUAGCUAUUGCCCAACCACAUGUGGUAUUGCAGACUUUUUCAGUACCUAUCACACUUCUGUGGAUCGGGAUCUUCAAAUCAUUGAAAAACUCUUGCAGCAAAUUAAUAACAGCACUGCAGUAACAGAACAGGUGAUCCACCAUAUCCGUAACAUCUACCCAGAAGAAAAAACGGCUGAUCCACAUGUGAUUGAUGGUUUUACUCAAAAAUCCAGGAAAAUAAUUGAAGAAUUUAUAAGAUAUGAAGCAACUAUUAUAAAUAAUGAAGAUGUUAUACAGCAGUUGACAAAUAUGUAUAUUUUAAAUAAUAAUAAGAUCACACAACUGAAACAAAAGAUUGCACAGCUUGAGGUGAAAUGUCAGGAGCCAUGCAAAGACACUGUCCAAAUACUGGAUGCAACUGGAAAAGAUUGCCAAGACAUUGCAAACAAAGGUGUCAGAAAAAGCGGUCUUUACUUCAUCAAACCUCUAAAAGCUAAAGAGCAGUUCCUCGUCUAUUGUGAGAUUGACACAUCUGGCAAUGGAUGGACAGUGUUCCAGAGAAGACUUGAUGGGAGUGAGGACUUCAACAAAAAUUGGGUUCAGUACAAAGAAGGAUUUGGACACUUGUCACCAGAUGACCAAACAGAGUUCUGGCUGGGCAAUGAAAAGAUUCAUUUAAUAACCAGUCAGUCUCCUAUUCCAUAUGCCUUAAGAAUAGAACUGGAGGACUGGGAUGGCCAAAAAAGGACUGCUGACUAUGCCAUGUUCAAAGUGGGACCUGAAACUGACAAGUUCCGAAUCACCUAUGGCUACUUUAUUGGUGGUGAUGCUGGGGAUGCCUUUGAUGGGGUUGCUUUUGGAAUUGAGUCAAGUGACAAGGCUUUUACAUCCCAUAAUGCCAUGCAGUUCAGUACAGCUGACAAUGACAAUGAUAGGUAUGAAGACAAUUGUGCUGAACAGGAUGGAUCUGGAUGGUGGAUGAAUAGAUGUCAUGCUGGACACCUCAAUGGCAAAUAUUAUCCAGGUGGCAGGUACACAGAGAAAAAUUCUGGAACCGAUAACGGUAUUAUCUGGGCAACCUGGCAUGAUCGGUGGUAUUCCCUGAAGAAAACUUCCAUGAAAAUCAUUCCAUUCACCAGACUUUCAAUAGGAGAAGGACAGCAGCAGGCAGGCGGUGUCAAACAGGUUGGAGAUGUUUAAAGGGACAUUUCAACAAAGAUUUAUUGGGACAGAAAAACAAAAUCUUCUAUACGUGGGACACUGACCUCACGUAACUUUCUUCAGUUCAGCUUUGCCUGUAGAUGAUGCCCAAUAGUAAAAACAAAAUUGUGAAAUCCCUGAGCCUUUCUCCAUGAGCAGGUUAUUGGGUAUACUCUUUGUGUGGUUACUUUUCUGUAUGUAUUCUCAAUAAACUUUUGAUUACAGUAAGCAAACAAAAUUUG